AUGUCCGGUCUCAGCGGCUACGACAGCGAAGUUGUAGGAUUCGAUAGUGUAGCUGCGAAAAAACGUCCUGAAAUGAGCAACAGCACUCAAACGAACUUCGGCGAGGCUGGCGUGGGUUGCCAGACGAAUUCUUCUAACGAUAUCGGAUGUUCCGCUUCACCAGACGAUUUUACGGACGACAUUCUUAAAGAAUACCCGCCGCCCGGUCUGAACGAGUUUCUGCGUAAGGUCGUUCCAGUAGUGAUGGACCAAUUGGAUCAAAACGACAGAGACUAUCCUUACAAUUCCUCAGAUUCCGAUGAGGAGGAGGUUCUAAACGCGAAAUUAUUCCAGGAGCUUAAAAUCCAGGAUGGCAUAGGUUCUGGUGACCACCAAUCUUCCAUACUCGGCUUGACGUGGAGCAGCGCGGGGAAUUCGUUAGCUGUCUCCAUUGGACAGUUGCAACACGAAGCCUGGUGUCAGAAUUCUGGGCUGAUCAAAGUGUUCACUUUGAAACGCGCGGGCGGUGACAAGUUUGUCCACUCUUUGGACAUUUCUGAGAAGAACUGCGUCACAGUUUUGAAAUACCAUCCGUCCGUAGCUGCUCUAUUGGCGUAUGGGACCACGUCUGGCGAAGUAGUGCUAUGUAAUCUAAUGAAUGGAAGUUUGGAAGAAGGAACGCAAUUGGCUUCGCCUUCCGGGUGUCAUGGUUCGCGGCGAGUGUCCGCGCUGCAGUGGGCAGAUGCGCCCCUGGCAAAUAUAUACUUGGUGAUGCAGAUCCACAGUAAGGGCAAACGGCGUGGCGCUGCUGACCAGGUGCUGUUCUCAUCGGGCAGUGACGGCACCCUCAACGCGUGGCAAGUGAACGCUAACCUCAAAGUGUUUGAGAACAUAAUCUGCUACAACGUCAAUGCGUCUCGUAAAGUUACCCCCGACAUAACAUGUUUCGACUUCAUAAAGCCAUCGCCGUUGCGACCGAGUUCUGACAAAAUACCAGAGGAUAUUUUCAUAGUCGGUUCUAGAAGCGGAGCACUAUAUCUAUGCAAGAUUAAAGCCCAGAAUGAAUUAGCCGAUCCAGUUAUUGACGUGUUAGACGGUCACAACACGUGUGUGCUUGAUAUAGCGUUUAGUGUUCAAAAACCGAACAUAUUCGUGUCCGUGUCUAUGGAUUCGGAGUUGCGUGUCUAUGACGUUAAGCACAGCAGCGCUUUGAAGGUCCUUUGCCUAGACUACCCCAUAUCCUGUAUGUGCUGGCUACCCACAGUGCCUUGCGUAUUGCUCGGUCUAGCUCAAGGCGAGAGAGAUCUUCUUAAACUGUACAACGUGUCUGCCGGCAAAGAUGUACAAGUUGAAGGCUUCAAUGGUGACGCGUGCGUGACUUGCGUCGCUGUCAAUCAGGCCGGAUUGUGCCGAAUCGCAGCUGGCGACACCGAGGGCAGAGUGCGAGUGUGGGAACUGCCCACCAGGCGUAUUAGGAUGUCUGCAGAAGAUCUAGACUUUUAGCUUUUAAUUAAGUGUUUAUUUAAUAAAGUUUUUAGUGUCUCUGAUUGAUCUCGUAAGUUUUCCUUGGAACAUGGUCAACAUAUCUCAUGCUGCUAUAUUUUUCGGAUAUUAAUUAAUAGACAUGAUAUAAUGAAAAUAAUAUGAUGUAAUGAAAAAUAUUUGAUUGUUGCGAUGUUAAACGUGUCUACACUACGGGACAUUGUGUCCCCAUGUUAUCAUAUAUUUAUCAUAUACAUAUAAUGGACCAUUAAAACCUUUUCGAGUUCUAUCAGAUGACCAUAGAAUAUGCUACUUCUUAGCUCGUUGUUCGAUUU
Molecule: messenger RNA, 1796 nt
Organism: Zerene cesonia (dogface butterfly)
Lineage: Eukaryota; Metazoa; Arthropoda; Insecta; Lepidoptera; Pieridae
Product: cytoplasmic dynein 2 intermediate chain 2-like
Exons: 4
Coding region: 1-1482 (493 amino acids)
Biological process (GO): intraciliary transport
Cellular component (GO): ciliary plasm; cytoplasmic dynein complex
Molecular function (GO): dynein light chain binding; dynein heavy chain binding
Source: RefSeq, a predicted model, not a curated record